GGGCAAACGCAGACUUUAAACAAACGCCAACUUAACUUAUUCAGUGCUGCAAUUCGAUUCCCAUUUUGCUUCCCUCUCCUCCAGCAGCAGUGACGCAGAGUGAGUGAGUGUUAGGGUUUUAUACCGUUAACCUUACUGCCCAUUAGCAUCACCUACAAUACAAUACAAUACAAUUGUUUUUUCGCAGAGUGAGUGUUAGGGUUGGUUUUAUCAGACCGACCCUUCCGGAGGGUUUAAUUUCCUCACUAAAAAAACCCACAACAAUGAGUAGCUCUCGGGAGGAAUCUCCUGAUUGGUUGCGUACCUUCCAGGCGCCAACUCAAUCAAUUCUGACACUAUCUUCGGGUUCUGAGUCUUCCCCAAAUGACAGUCCUUUGAGGGAGGAUGGAACAAGUGAGAAGAAACCAUCAUCUUCUAAGGAAACAUCGCAGUUUGCGGAGAAAGAUGAAGAUCAAGAUACACGUCCUUGUGGUCGUGGUGAUGAGUCUGCAUCCACAAAGACUUUGAAAGCUAAGCCUCCAACUAAAAAACGGCCAAAAGUAGAGCAUACAUCAGUGAAAAAGAAGAAGACAAAUAAUCGUAGCAAACCAGGUAAUGAUAUAGAGAAUGGCAGUGAUGAGAAAGCUACUAAGCAAGAAAAGUCUGAGAAGCACAUUGAACCCAAUGUGCCAAAUAAUUCAGUUUUGACCUUGUCAUCAGAUUCAGAGUCUCCUCAUAGUAGCCCGAUUAGGGAAGGUUCUAAAGAGAAAUCUCCAAAAAGAGGGCUGAAAAACAAAGAUCCAGUAUCAGCAAAGAAGAAAAAAGUAAAUACUGACAUUAACAAAAAAGAAAACAACGGUGAUGUGGAGGUUGCAGAAGAAGAGGUUGCUGAGAAACAUACUGAACCUCAUUUCUCCUCCUCAAGGUUGCCUUUGGUGCUCUCGGAGAAAGCUAGCCGUUCAAAGGCACUUGUUGAGUGUGAAGGUGAAUCAAUAGAUUUGAGUGGUGAUGUGGGUGCUGUUGGUCGAGUAGUUAUAUCAGAUAACCCAUCCGGAAAUCAAGAAAUGUUCUUAGAUUUGAAAGGAACUAUAUACAAAACAGCCAUAGUUCCUUCCAGGUCUUUCUGUGUUGUUAGCUUUGGUCAGUCGGAAGCAAAGAUAGAGGCUAUCAUGAAUGACUUUAUCCAGCUGAAACCUCAAUCUAAUGUUUACGAGGCUGAAACCAUGGUUGAAGGAACACUGGAUGGAUUCUCAUUUGAUUCUGAUGACGACGCUGACAAGAUGCCUAAAACCGUCACUAAUCAGACUGAUCAAAAUGAGGGCGAUGGAGAGCAAUCCAACACAAAAACUAAAACAAAAGCUGAAAAGACAUCAGGGGUCUUGCGAAAAAGGGGUGGUAAAGCUGCAGGAGGAAAGCCACCCAAGAAAGUAAGAAAGAAAACCCAAGCUCCAAAGAAAAGCAAGACUAAGAAAUGAGAGAUGCUACUGAAUGUGAUGAAUUAUGGUGUGUGGGCCGACAUCAAUUCUCAUUGGUGAAGGAAGAAGUAUGGUAACAACAAUUUAUAUUCCAUAAUUUGUAUUUUUUUAAUUUUUAAUUUUGACAUUUGUCGAAUUUGAAAAAGAGCAACAAGAACUUGGUCAGCAUGCCCUUUUUUUCUGGAGGGUUGUGAAAUUAUACAUGAAUUGCAAAUCAGGUUAAAGGCUGGACUUGAGAAACAAAUUACACUGUUAAAUUGAAUGGUGUGGUGGCUAACUAUGUAAAUUACAAUGAAAGUGAAUAAUGGUGAAAAUCUGAACUUCUCUUUUCUCC
Molecule: messenger RNA, 1788 nt
Organism: Camellia sinensis
Lineage: Eukaryota; Viridiplantae; Streptophyta; Magnoliopsida; Ericales; Theaceae
Source: RefSeq, a predicted model, not a curated record